Labrus bergylta (ballan wrasse) is the source of this 2726-nucleotide messenger RNA. RefSeq names its product nuclear receptor subfamily 1, group D, member 2b (gene nr1d2b). Gene Ontology annotation, biological process: cell differentiation; positive regulation of transcription by RNA polymerase II; hormone-mediated signaling pathway. The record is from RefSeq and is a predicted model, not a curated record. Lineage: Eukaryota; Metazoa; Chordata; Actinopteri; Labriformes; Labridae. Gene Ontology annotation, molecular function: RNA polymerase II cis-regulatory region sequence-specific DNA binding; zinc ion binding; nuclear receptor activity.
GAAACAGACACACUGAAAAAACACCCACCAGUCCACCAAACCUCUGGCGGAGCGCUCUCAUCGCAGGCGGCACCUUUUUCUUUUUUUCCUCUGAUUGUCUCAUCUUUGAAUGGUGUUUGGUCUUUUUUCAAUCUACCUGUAGUUUGGUUGAAACAUUGAAAACAGGACGAGUUGUGCCUUUCGGUCUUUUGUUGUCAAUCAGCGACUUUGUAGUUGCUGAGCACUAAAACAGAAACACGGAUUCAGCACUGAGGUAGCACAGGAGGAGGAAAACCCCCAAAAAACUCGCAGGAUAUGGAGUCCACAAAGGCUGGAGGCGUAAUAGCCUACAUCAGCUCGUCCAGCUCGGGCUCUAGCCCGGAGUCGUGUCACAGCGACUCCUCCAAUGGCAGCUACCAGUCAUCCUCGCCGUCUCACAGCUCCUCGCCCGGCCGCCACCAGCAGGGACAGCUGGCUGACCCUGCACUCCCAACUGGCGGCCCCAAUCUUCCAGGGACUCAAAAAAGUGGACGCUCCACCGGCACAAAAUGUGGCAUCACAAAAAUCAAUGGCCUGGUGCUGCUGUGUAAAGUUUGUGGUGAUGUGGCGUCUGGUUUCCACUACGGCGUCCAUGCCUGCGAGGGAUGCAAGGGCUUCUUUAGGAGGAGCAUCCAGCAAAACAUCCAGUAUAAGAAGUGCCUUAAGAAUGAGAGCUGCCCUAUCAUGAGGAUCAACAGGAACCGCUGCCAGCAGUGUCGCUUCAAGAAAUGCCUGAUGGUCGGGAUGUCCAGAGACUCUGUGCGCUUUGGCCGGAUCCCUAAACGCGAGAAACAGCGCAUGCUGCUGGAGAUGCAGAGCGCCAUGAACAACAUGAUGAACAACAACCAGCUCAACAGCAGUCAGACCCUCUCUAUUAGCAAAGCACUGACGGCCAACAGCGCUGAACCUACCUCAGGGGACACAGGCACCGGCCACUCCUGUUCUCCAUCCAGCCAACCAGACUCCAGCUCUGACCCUGAGCCUACCGUCGCCAUGGACACCAGCCCCAGCUCUGCAUCCACCAGCUCGUCGGACAGCGGGGAGGAGGAGGUGAUCGGCUCAGUGACCAGGGCCCAUCAGGAGACCUUUAUGUACAACCAGGAGCAGAGUGGCCUGACAGCUGAGGCCGCGACCCCCUCUGGCCCUCUGAACAAUGGCACCGCCCAAAACACCGCCAACAGCCAGACAGUGGAGCUGCGGGACUCCUGGAAGAACCACCAAAACAACAUGGUCACCGUUUCAGCACCGGAAUCCUCAGCUAGCCAGGGCCUCCAGCGCCAGGAGGACAACACCAACCACUGCCCCUUCAGGCUGUCCAGAGCCGCUGCCUCCAGCCACUGCCCAGCCUACACCCACGGCGCCUUCAGAGCUCCACCCGCAGACGGCCCUGCCAACGGAGCCUUCAGUGGGCCUCAGUGGAGAGGAGGCAACAGGAUGUACCUGCUUUGUCCAAUGAACACAUCUGCUCAAGUGAACCCUCACAAGUCCGGCCACGAGGUGUGGGAGGAGUUCUCCCACAGCUUCACCCCUGCUGUCAGGGAGGUGGUGGAGUUUGCCAAGAAGAUCCCCGGCUUCAGAGACCUGUCCCAGCCGGACCAGGUCAGCCUGCUGAAGGCUGGCACCUUUGAGGUGUUGGUGGUUCGCUUUGCUUCUCUCUUUGAUUUGAAGGACCGCACUGUCACCUUUCUGGGUGGAAAGAAAUACAGUGUGGAUACUCUGAAGGCCAUGGGGGCCGGAGACCUCCUUAACUCCAUGUUGGACUUCAGUGAGAAGCUCCUCAACCUGGGCCUCAGCGAGGAGGAGAUGAGCCUCUUCACAGCUGUGGUUCUGGUCUCUGCAGAUCGUUCUGGCAUCGAGAACGUGAACUCUGUGGAGGCCCUGCAGGAGACGCUGAUCCGCGCCCUGCGCAGCCUCAUCACCAAGAACCACCCCAACGAGUCGGCCAUCUUCACCAAGCUGCUGCUAAAGCUGCCUGACCUGCGCUCGCUCAACAACAUGCACUCGGAGCAGCUGCUCGCCUUCAAGGUCCAUUCCUGAAGUCUCCUGUACUACUUGACCUGACACAAACUGUAACGGCCCUGGAGGGCCACACCCUCCCAUCCCAACCAAACCUGCACCUCUCCACUUCUCCCAUGAUGCUUUGAAAGCUGGAAACCUGACAUUAAAAGUGGGAGGAAGACCAUAAAAUGUUCUUGUACUGUACUGUAGGGCGUAACAGCCUGUGUGAUGGUAAUGCGUACAUACAGACACACUGAUUGAUGUAUAUGUUUCUUGUGUUUGUGUGUAGCAUACUGUUUGUUUGCAAGUAUACAAAUGUUAGAAGCACUUUUCUGUAUAGUGUAGGCUGGUAUUUUUGCAUUCAUAGUGCAAUAUGUGACUGCUUCUAUGAUUUGAACUGUUUAGCUUAGAGGUGAGUGUGCUUUUCUGGCACACAUUAAUAUGAAUAGGUGCUGAUGUCAUAAGGCGGCAGGAGAAGUUGAAAUCUUAAAAAGACCCCUGGACUCGAAAUGACUGAUUAUGUAGAAUUGUCUAUAGAAUAAAAAAUAUUAAAAUUGAAAGCAGACGACAAUGAGUGUGGAAGUAAAGCUGCUGAGCUUGCCAGUUAAGCCAUCAGACUCUUUAAUUUGAACAACUUAGGGACGCAAAAUAAUUAUGGACGUCAUAAAGUUACACUUCCCUGAUGUUUCUUGUAGAAAAAAAAAAAAAAA